Messenger RNA from Papilio xuthus (Asian swallowtail), 2178 nucleotides. Its product is annotated as myrosinase 1-like. Gene Ontology annotation, molecular function: beta-glucosidase activity. NCBI's taxonomy places the organism in Eukaryota, Metazoa, Arthropoda, Insecta, Lepidoptera, Papilionidae. Gene Ontology annotation, biological process: carbohydrate metabolic process. The record is from RefSeq and is a predicted model, not a curated record. The transcript has 8 exons. The coding region runs from base 4 to 2178 and encodes 724 amino acids.
GACAUGAUGAAUAUUAGCACGUUAUUUUUGGCAAUAUUCAGUCUCUUUGCUGGCUAUGGAGAAUGCGGCAAAGGAAGAAUGCAAUAUGCUUCAAAAACAUUUCCACCGGAUUUUAAAUUCGGCGUAUCAACUGCGGCUUAUCAAAUAGAAGGUGGUUGGAAUGCUGACGGUAAAGGAUGGUCGAUGUGGGAUCAUUUAGUUCGUACUGAUCCUGAAUUUAUAGCUGACAAUACUAAUGGUGAUGUUGCUGCCAAUUCAUAUUAUUUUUAUAAAAAAGAUGUUGAAAUACUUAAAGAAUUAGGCGUUGAUAUGUAUAGAUUUUCUAUAUCAUGGCCGAGAAUAUUACCGUACGGUCGAGCGGAUUAUAUAAAUCCAUAUGGCAUCGCAUAUUACAAUGCGCUGAUUGAUGAGUUAUUAGCUAAUGGAAUAACACCGUUCGUAACGAUGUAUCAUUGGGAUCUGCCGCAAAAUUUAAACGAGCAAGGCGGUUGGUUGAAUGAAGGAUUAGUAGAUAUAUUUGGUGAUUACGCAAGAGUCCUGUACCAACAUUUUGGAGAUCGUGUCAAACAUUGGUUGACAAUUAACGAACCUUAUGUUCAUUGUUAUCAAGGAUUUGUUACUCUUCGUCAUGCUCCUAGAGUAAAUAUGCCAGCGACAGGUUUUUACGAAUGCGGUAGACAUUUAUUGUUGGCUCAUGCGAAGGCAUAUCAUAUUUAUCAGGAAGAAUUUAAAUCGCAAGGUGGACAAGUUGGGAUAGUUUUGAGUAUGGAUUGGGCAUAUCCUGAUAGUGAUUCAGCUGAUGAUGCAGAAGCGGUUUUGGAUUAUUUCGCUUCCCAUAUGGGAAUAUUUGCCAAUCCGAUAUUCACAAGCGAGGGCAACUACCCUCAACGUUUGAUCGAUCGCGUUGCCAAUAUUAGUAGCAGUCAAGGAUUCCAAUAUUCUAGACUCCGUCCAUUCAGUCAGGAACAAAUAGAAUAUAUGAGAGGAACUUCAGACUUCUUAGCUUUGAAUCAUUACACCAGUGAUAUUGUGUAUAGAAACGCUUCAGUUGUAGGAAUGUAUGAAGUACCUUCCUUCAAUGAUGAUACUGGAUUUGCAACAUACAAAGAUCCAAAUUGGCCUGUUAGUGCCAGUGCAUGGUUACGGGAACACGCGCAAGGAUUUUAUAAUCUUCUAGUGUACAUAAAGGAUACAUACAACAAUCCUACAAUUUACGUAACAGAGAAUGGUUUUUCGACCACCACUGGAUUGAACGACAACGGCAGGGUUCAGUAUAUCAGGAAUUAUUUAAAUGCUUUAUUAGACGCCGUAGCUGAGGGUGUUGAUGUCCGAGGAUACAGUGCUUGGAGUUUAAUGGAUAACUUUGAAUGGGCAAUGGGUUAUACGCAAAGGUUCGGGCUUUACCAAAUAGAUAUAAAUGAUCCCGAAAAGGAAAGAAUUCCGAGAAAGUCUGCGCUGGUUUAUAAAGAAAUUAUUAGCAGUAGAUUUAUUGACUUGGAUUUCGAUCCUAAUCCUUACGAAGUUAGCGGUGCUGGCUAUCUAAAGUCAUGUGUUUUUGUAAGUAUUGUAGCUUAUUUAUUAAAUAAUUUAAUUAUAGGUUCGGCGCGUGCUAGGCUUUUGGCUGUGGGUACGCAUGAGGCUGGUUACUGGCUUCACGCGUACCCUUCGCCACAUACAGGAACAUUUCUGGAACCUGACACGCUCCGAAUCGCAACCUGUCUUCGGCUUGGGGUUCCGGUCUGCGCUCCUCAUAGGUGUCCCUGUGGCAGUGAUGUCGACAAGCUAGGACAUCACGGACUGUCUUGCCAAAAAAGUGCAGGCCGCUUCUCGAGACAUGCCGCACUCAACGAUAUCAUACGUCGGUCUCUUGCCACCGUCAACGUGCCAAGUCUACUAGAGCCAACUGGUGUAGCAAGAGACGAUGGCAAGAGACCUGACGGUAUGAGUUUGAUUCCAUGGAAGAUGGGUCGGGUGCUGGUAUGGGAUGCAACCUGUUCAGACACGCUGGCCCCUUCCCAUCUACAUGGAACCAACAACAGAGCGGGUGCGGCUUGUGAAGCGGCUGAAAAUGCAAAAGCAUGCAAAUACAGGGGUCUAGGCUCCGAAUAUCAUUUUGUCCCAUUCGGCGUCGAGACCAUUGGUUUAAGAGUUUAUAUAUUCAUAGAAAUAAGGUUGUAA